Molecule: messenger RNA, 2761 nt
Organism: Anolis sagrei ordinatus
Lineage: Eukaryota; Metazoa; Chordata; Lepidosauria; Squamata; Anolidae
Gene: FNBP1
Product: formin binding protein 1
Biological process (GO): endocytosis; signal transduction
Molecular function (GO): protein binding
Source: RefSeq, a predicted model, not a curated record
GCAUGCGCAGAGGCCACUCCCCCUUCCCCAGCUGUCAAGCCCUCCCUCCUCUUUUUUUUUUGCAUUUCUGGCCAUUUUCCCCCCUUUUGCAAGAAGCAGAAGCAGCAGCAAUGAGGAGGAGGAGUGCUCCCUCUGCUUAGCAAGGAAAAAAGGAGGAAAGGAAGCCCAAGGAGGGGUUGCAUUGCAGUUUUUGGGGGGCCCCUUGGAUGCCCCCUCCCUUGCAAGAGCCUUGGAGGGGUGCUGGCCCUUUGCUGCCUCUUGGGGAAGGAAGGCCAAGAGGAGGAAGGGGCCUGGGACCCCCCAGCACUGGGAAAGACCCCCCCACUGGGGAGAAGCAGCUGCUGCAACCAUGAGCUGGGGCACAGAGCUCUGGGACCAGUUUGAUAACCUGGAGAAGCACACCCAGUGGGGCAUCGACGUCUUGGAGAAAUACAUCAAGUUCGUCAAAGAAAGGACCGAGAUCGAAAUCAACUAUGCAAAGCAGCUUCGGAACCUUUCCAAGAAAUACCAGCCCAAGAAGAACUCCAAAGAAGAGGACGAAAACAAGUAUUCCUCGUGCCGGGCCUUCCUGUCAACGCUGAGCGAGAUGAAUGACUACGCCGGGCAGCACGAGGUCAUCUCCGAGAACAUGACCUCCCAGAUCACGGUCGAACUCGCCCGGUACGUCCAGGAGCUCAAGCAGGAGAGGAAAGCGCAUUUUCACGACGGGCGGAAAGCCCAGCAACACAUUGAGACCUGCUGGAAACAGCUGGAAUCGAGCAAACGGCGCUUUGAGCGGGAUUGCAAAGAGGCCGAUCGGGCACAGCAGUAUUUUGAAAAGAUGGACGCUGACAUCAACGUGACGAAGGCAGAUGUCGAAAAGGCGCGGCAGCAGUCCCAGCUGCGCCAGCAGAUGGCGGAAGAGAGCAAAGGGGAGUACUCCUCCGCGCUGCAGCGGUUCAACCAGGAGCAGCGCGACCACUACCACACCCACAUCCCCAGCAUCUUCCAGAAAAUCCAGGACAUGGAAGAGCGGCGGAUCGUCCGGCUGGGGGAGUCCAUGAAGACCUUUGCGGAAGUCGACCGGCAGGUCAUCCCCAUCAUCGGGAAGUGCCUGGACGAGGUCACCAAGGCCGCCGAGGCCAUCGACCAGAAGAAGGACUCUCAGUGUGCGGUGGAGGCCUUCAAGUCGGGCUUUGAGCCCCCCGGGGACGUGGAGUUUGAGGACUUUGGCCAGCCGCUGAAGCGGGCCUCCUCUGAGUCCAGCCUGGCCGCCCAGCCGGGCAAGGAGGGCAAGGCCGGGAGCAAGGCCAAGGGCAAGCUCUGGCCCUUCAUCAAGAAGAACAAGCUGGUGUCGCUCUUGUCCAGCUCCCCCCGGCCCCCGGCGCCCCCUCCGCCCCCGCCCCCCCAGGGCCCCCCCGCUUCCUCUUCCUCUUCCUCUUCCUCCCCUUCUUCCUCCUCGGCUGGCCCCCCCAACGGCCCCCCCGCCUCCCCCAGGCCGCACAAGGAGCCCCUCUCCCACCGCUUCAACGACUUCAUGGCCUCCAAGCCCAAAAUCCACUGCUUCCGGAGCCUCAAGCGAGGGCAGUCCCAGUCCUUGUACUUUCACAAGGAGCUGAUGAAGAGGACGCUGGGCCGGCCCACGUACGCGGUUGAGGCCAGGGCCUACGUCGUAAGUCUGCGCACGCUCUCGCUCAAGCUGGGCGGCGGACCGGAAGAUUUCAGCAACCUCCCUCCGGAGCAAAGAAGGAAAAAGCUCCAGCAGAAAGUGGACGAGCUCAACAAGGAGAUCCAGAAAGAAGUCGAUCAGCGAGAAGCCUUAACGAAGAUGAAGGACGUCUACAUCAAGAACCCGCAGAUGGGGGACGCGGGUAGUGUGGAGCACAAGCUGGCCGAGCUUGGACAGAACCUUGAGAGGCUGCGGCAGGAGGCCCAGAAGUUCGAGGGUUGGCUAGCAGAGGUCGAAGGCCGGCUACCUGUGAAGACGGAGCCUGUGCGGCGACAGAGCGGGGUCUGCGAGUCCCAAAACACGCUCACCGUCAACAACUGCGCCCAGGACCGCGAGAGCAGUCCGGAUGGCAGUUACACAGAGGAGCCGAGCCAGGAGAGUGAGGUCAAGGUGCCGGCCGUGUCCGAGUUCGACGACGAGUUUGACGACGAGGAGCCCCUGCCCACCAUCGGGACCUGCAAAGCGCUCUACACCUUCGAAGGGCAGAACGAAGGGACGAUUUCGGUGACGGAAGGCGAGACGCUCUUUGUGAUCGAGGAGGACAAGGGUGAUGGCUGGACGCGCAUCCGGCGCAGCGAGGAGGAGGAAGGCUACGUCCCAACCUCCUACGUCGAGGUCUACCUGGAGAAGAAUGCCAAAGGUGCCAUGACUUACAUUUAAUUCCCCCGCUAAGAGCCUUGCCCCGUCCGCAAAGGGGGCUGCCGCCGCUUGCCAAUGGGUCCGGAGCGCCACGCAAGGCGCGCCGAAACGCACGACGGAGGAGAGACCGCCCCAAGAAGGUCUAUAGGGCGGAAACAUAUGUAUUUCUUGACUGACAGAAAAAGAUUGGGAGAGAAUUCAUUUGGGUUGACGAGACGACCCCCGUAUCCAAGCUCCCAAUUUCUGCAUAGAUACACAAAACCCCCAAUUGUAUUGGAGGGCCUAGAAAUUCGAAUUCAGCAUAUAAUCCAGUUGAGUUGAAUGGACGACCCCCGUAUCCAUGCUCCCAAAUUCUGCAUAGAUACAUAAAAACACCUCUAAGUACCAUAUAGUUGAAUUGCAGGAUCUAGACAU